Mobula hypostoma (lesser devil ray) is the source of this 7020-nucleotide messenger RNA. RefSeq names its product MAU2 sister chromatid cohesion factor (gene mau2). Bases 1 to 1887 code for a protein of 628 amino acids. Lineage: Eukaryota; Metazoa; Chordata; Chondrichthyes; Myliobatiformes; Myliobatidae. Gene Ontology annotation, molecular function: double-stranded DNA binding; protein binding. The record is from RefSeq and is a predicted model, not a curated record. The transcript has 19 exons. Gene Ontology annotation, cellular component: SMC loading complex; chromatin. Gene Ontology annotation, biological process: mitotic sister chromatid cohesion; maintenance of mitotic sister chromatid cohesion.
AUGUUUGUCGCGGAUGCGGGUAAAAUGGCGGCGGUUGGCGCUAGCGGCCCUCACCAGCAGCCACCGCAAGCACAGCCUCAGCCCCAGGCUCCGCAGCAGCCGCCUCAAUAUACGGACGCCUGGUAUUUGGCUCUGCUGGGCUUCGCCGAGAACUUCCGCACGGCCAGCCCGCCGAAGAUCAAAUUGUGCGUUCAUUGCCUGCAGGCCAUCUUUCAGUUCAAGCCGUCGCAGCGCAUCGAGGCCCGCACCCACCUGCAGCUCGGCAGCGUCCUGUAUCACCACACUAAGAACACGGAGCAGGCCCGCUCGCACCUCGAGAAGGCGUGGUUAAUAUCCCAGCAAAUUCCGCAGUUUGAAGAUAUAAAAUUUGAAGCAGCCAGCCUUCUCUCAGAGUUAUAUUGCCACCAGAAUCUGGUUGAUUCAGCAAAACCACUUUUACGCAAAGCAAUCCAGAUCUCUCAGCAGACACCUUACUGGCAUUGUCGACUGCUCUUUCAGCUUGCACAAUUGCACACGUUAGAAAAAGAUUUGGUUUCAGCAUGUGAUCUCUUAGGAGUUGGAGCUGAGUAUGCAAGAGUAGUGGGAUCAGAAUAUACCAGAGCACUCUUCCUCUUGAGCAAAGGCAUGCUGCUGUUGAUGGAACGGAAACUGCAGGAGGUUCAUCCUCUGCUGACUCUAUGCGGCCAGAUUGUAGAGAACUGGCAGGGAAAUCCCAUACAGAAGGAGUCUUUGCGUGUCUUCUUUCUGGUACUACAAGUCACACACUACCUGGAUGCAGGGCAGGUGAAAAGCGUGAAGCCCUGUCUGAAGCAGCUGCAGCAGUGUAUUCAAACCAUCUCCACAUUACAUGAUGACGAAAUCUUACCCAGUAAUCCUGCAGACCUCUUUCACUGGCUACCCAAGGAACAUAUGUGUGUCUUGGUUUAUCUGGUGACGGUUAUGCACUCCAUGCAAGCUGGAUACUUGGAGAAAGCCCAGAAAUACACCGAUAAAGCACUCAUGCAGUUAGAAAAGUUAAAAAUGCUGGACUGCAGCCCCAUUCUCUCCUCAUUUCAAGUCAUGUUAUUGGAACACAUCAUCAUGUGUCGACUUGUAACGGGCCACAAAGCCACCGCUCUCCAAGAGAUUUCUCAGGUCUGCCAACUGUGUCAACAGUCUCCCAGGCUAUUUUCCAACCAUGCUGCCCAGCUUCACACACUACUGGGUUUGUACUGCAUCUCUAUAAACUGCAUGGACAACGCUGAGGCACAGUUCUCAACAGCACUUCAGCUGACCACACAUCAGGAGUUGUGGGCAUUCAUAGUCACAAACCUAGCCAGUGUCUACAUUCGAGAGGGAAACAGACUUCAGGAGCUAUACGGUCUGCUGGAAAGAAUAAACCCAGAUCACAACUUCCCCGUCAGUUCCCACUGUCUCCGAGCAGCUGCCUUCUACAUCCGGGGCCUCCUCUCCUUCUUCCAGGGACGGUACAAUGAAGCGAAGAGGUUUCUACGGGAAACUUUAAAAAUGUCAAAUGCAGAAGAUUUGAAUCGGUUAACAGCUUGUUCCUUGGUGUUACUGGGUCACAUCUUCUAUGCCCUUGGAAACCAUAGGGAAAGCAAUAACAUGGUGGUACCGGCCAUGCAGCUGGCCAGCAAGAUCCCAGACAUGUCAGUGCAGUUGUGGUCAUCGGCAUUGCUGAGGGAUCUGAAUAAGGCAUGUGGGAACUCCAUGGAAGCCCAUGAAGCUGCUCAGAUGCAUCAGAAUUUUUCUCAACAGCUUCUCAACGACCACAUAGAAGCUUGUAGCCUCCCUGAACACAAUCUGAUCAAUUGGACAGAAGGGCCGCUCCCUAUGCAGUUCCAAGCUCAGAAUGGACCCACCACCAGCCUCGCUAGUCUACUAUGAACCGAAGGUGUAACUUCUGUGGAACCCAUCACCCCUCAAACCAGGCAACAUAUGAAACAGGAUUUAAAUAUCGCCUUCCUAAUCACUGGUGGGCAAGCAGACCGGGAGAAUGUUUGUUUGUAGUGGUCCAGUAUUCUCCACACCUUUAUCUGCUUGUUUCGGCAGUUCAGCCUUUCCCUGUGCUGAGCACUUGGAUGCAAAGAAAAAAGCUUUGGUUUGAAGAUGGGAAUCAUUAUUAUCUCUUCUUAACCCAAACAUGUUUAUUUGCUGAGUUGCCUGUUUUCUCAACUGGUCAGUUUCUAAGCAACAAGUAAUUUGUUCUCCAGCUGGUGAGAGGCUGGCUGGGGCCGACCCCUCUUUGGCACUGAAUGUUUUCGACCAUCUCAAUUGGUGCCCAGGCCCUGGUUGCCAUGGGAACUGCCCCAUCUCGGAAUAGUGGAGUCGUUAGAGCAGGAGUUGGUAACUGGUAAAUAGUUUUGCGGAGUUGGUGCUGAUGACCUUUCCUUGCGGUGCUCACUAUUAGUUCUGAUAAAAUGGCUGGACCUUCUGUGCAGGGAAAGUUCUGAAGCUUGCAAUUAAUCCUCCUGUACCUGGAGUUCACGUCCAUGUUUAACAUUGUUUGGCAGGCUUUGUUCCUGCAGCUCAGAGGUGUUUCUUGAGACCAGUGUUUGUGGUUGCUUGGUCAGGAAUCUCCAAUUAACCAUGUAAUGUUCUGACUCUGCAGUCUGAUGUGUGGCCUCCUUUCUCCCCUCCACCCUGAAAUCCACACUCACUCCCUCCCUCCCUCCCUCCCUCCACUGUUCACUCUGCUUCCCCCAACACUCCCUCCCUACCUCUCUCCAUUGUUCACUCUGCUCCUCCCAACACCUCCAUCAGCACAGCUGGUCGUCCUGCCAAUAAUAGAUCAUGGAUUCGUUGUGCAGAAACUAUUGGACCCAUUGAGUUAUUUCUAUUUAUUCCUGUGCUUUUAUCUAAUAGAGAAAUAGUUCUGAGAGCUGUGCUCAGCAGUCAUAUUGAAGGGAGAUUGCCUUAAGUUGUCUUGUCAUGUGGUGCUCCCCUUCCCCUUUUUGUUCGUCCCUUCACAGUUGCCCUCUAUCUGCAGCUGUCAUUGUUUCAUGAACAAAGUCAAUAGUAAUUACAGGAUAAACUCAAAACAAUAACUUUUUAAUUUUCAAAAAUAAAGUUGCUUUUAACCCCAACUUGAGCUGAAGCUGGUACUUGCCCAAACAGCCCCGUAGCAGAAUGGUAUGUAGCUCUGAGAUACAAGUUCUGUCGGUCCCUGGAUCAAGAGCAGAAUUGUAGCUGGCAUGUUGGACCAGUGAUGUAGGAUAUUCUACUGAUUCAACUCUGCCAUCAAUUCAAUGCACUUCCCUCAUAAACUCAGCCCUAGAAUUGAUCUCCAUAUAUCAUGAGGGCUCACAUUUUCAACCAAUCAUCAUGAGUUGCCAUCAUUUGAAAUGAAGGCAGAAAGUGCUGAAAGUAUCCAACUGGUCUGGUAGCUUUCUAUGGAAAGAGUAACCAAAGUAACUCUUCAGAUACUUGAGCCUAUCACACCUACUGGGGCAUAGGCUUGCCAGUCUUCUGCCCUCAGCUAUUCUUUCACGUUGUUUCCAAGUAGCCCAUUGAAGAUCCUCCCUCUCCUAAGAAUGAGAUCUUUGAAGCUUCUGUUGGUGUCUCUAUAGCUUUUUUUUUUCACACAGGAUGGUGUUGCUAGUCCCUUGCCUAUCCCUUCUCUCACCACUGAGUUGGACCAUCCAUGGCAGGUUUAUAAAAUAACUAUUCACAUAGCUCCUCCUCUGCUCCCCAACAGCCCACUACAGCAAUUAUGGAGAUACUUUGUAAAAAUGAAGCAACUGACUCAUUUUUUUUUGUUGCAAUUAUUCAAGCCUCAUCUGUGAGGAUAAAUGCUGUAGUCCAACCAGCUUCUAGCACAGUUCUCAGUCACAACAGUAUUGUCAGUUGUCCUUGUCUGAUCUGUGUAACCUGAUGCUGUGGUCACUCAGGGGUUCUGAGUUGGCGUAAUCUCAGCCAGCCAGUCCCAAUUCUGUGCAGAGCUGAUGCUGUCACCCUCAGUCCACAGGCAACGAGCAGGAUUGCUCAAACCUUUCCCCGCUGUGUGUCUUGGAGAUUGGGCGUUGGUUUGAACAGAUUUUUCACCCUCCUGGACUACACUUGCCGACACUGCGGGACAUAGAGCUGUUCAGCUGGUGUUUGAGGACCAGGGCCAAGUCCUCAAAGAGAGCAGCAGGGUGACACUGGAGGAGGGGGCAGGUAGAGAGUGUGACCCUGGCUUGAACACAGUUUGUAGUGUGUGCCUGGAGACUACUUUCAGUCUCAGCCCAUGGGUACCUGAAAUCGGGCAGGUAGGCUGAGCUGGCAAGUACAAUUCUGCAGAGACAUGUAUCCAUGGGAAGGGUUGCAGUUAUUUUAUAUGAAUAUAUAUAGAUUAGUUAAAGAGUAAUACAAGAUGCUGGAGGAACUCGGGCAGCAUCUAUGGAAGGGAAUAUAUAGUCAAUAUUUCAGGACUGGAAAGGAAGGAAGAGGAUGCCAGAAUAAGAAGGAUUCCUCAGACAUCCCACCUGUUCUGGGAGGCUCCCACAUACUGAUAGCGGCUCCCUGACGCCCGCAAAUUAUAUACAAUAUCCCGGAAAUCAAUUCUUUUUUUGGAGAGCGAGCGAGAGGGGUGGAGAGAGAGAGAGAGAGAGAGACACACACACAGAGUGAGUGACAGACGUAGCGAGAGAAUGACAGAGAGAGCAACCUGACAGGUUUACUCAGCACAAAGAGAGACCAAUCAGUUUUCUCUAUGGGUAGGCUUUACAGUUGACCUCUCUCUCUUUUAUUGUCCAUCAGUUCAGUUUAGUGUUCUGCAGCGCCAUGGCAGAGUGUUCCAAAAAAAGAAAAUAUAAAACAUACUUCACCCCAGACUACACAAAACUGUACCCCUGCCUAAUAGGGGUUAAAAGUAAUGACAGUGUUGCUUGUUGCACUGUUGCAACAGUGACUUUUCUAUUGUCAUAGUGGGUUAAAUGACUAAAAGACAUGUUGAGGUGAGUUUAUCAGGUGUCAUUUGUUCAUUAGCAUAGCUAACGUUAUUUAAACUAGCUGGCUAGCUGCUCAGGAGCUACUCUGUUGAUGUCCUAUGUGAUGAGACCAAGCUCCCUGUAGACUUGCUUGAAGUUGUAAUGGAAUAAAAAAAAUGACUCCAUGAUAAUAUAUAAGUACAUAUUUUAAUGUCACAUUUUCUGCACAAGACAAUAUAAUAAGGAUACACCUUAUGCAGGGGGCCGGGGUCCCUGAAAUGAGUUUUUGCAGGGUGGGAUGUCUGAUUUCCCCUCUUCACCACUCACUUUCUUGCUUGUCUUCCUUCUCUCAUCCUCUCCCCCAAAUCACCACCUUAUUCUGGCUGCUUCCCCCUUCCCUUCCUGUUGAAGGGUCUUGGCCUGAAGUGUCAACUGUUUAUUCAUUUCCAUAGAUGCUACCUGACCUGCUGAGAUGCUCCAGCAUGUUCUGUGUUGCUAAAAAGUUCCAGCAUCUGCAGAAUCUCGUGUUUUAGAUUAGAUAAAGUGUAUUUUAUUUAAUCCAAUGGCUGAUAUUUUUCUUAUGACUUAAAACCAUUUACCCUAUGACUACGGCAUUUACAUUACCCACACCCAAGGCAUAGGAGCAGAAUUAGGCCACUCAGCCCAUCAAGUCUGCUCUGCCAUUCCAUGCUGGAUUUAUUUAUCACCAGUCUGGAUGGGACAACACCAGGUCACAGCUGGUAGAUGCUCCUACACUACACGGUCUGAACAUCAUUGAAGGAUCCCUUAGUGGAGGACAGUCUGAAAGGCACAUCCUUGCCCUUAGCCCUUUCCCAGAUCAAGACCCAGCCACCAACUCGCUGUUUACUGACCAUUUCUUGCACCCCAGUAUAAAACCCACGGACAGGGCAGUGUGUUAGAUGUUGGCCAGUUGGAUCUCGGCCAGAUGACCUGGGUCCAGAGCAGGGAGGGGAGAGGUGACACUGAGCCUUUGCAGCAGAUCUUGGUUGAGAGUAAGGCUGUGGCUCCCUCCUGUGGAGCAGCAGCAGUCUUGUCCUUUAAGGCUUCAUCAAUGACACUUUAAACUUGGGUUGGGAGGAAGCAGUUUUAUCUUCAGCCCUGCAGUGAUAGUGAUAGCUUGGCACAUACCACCUCUACCUCAGUCCUUCCUCUUUUUGACCAUCUCUUCUCCUCUUCCCCUUCCUCAUUAUCCCUACGGUGACCGUGGUCAACACCCCAGUGGUCUUGGUACUAGAGUCUGGGAAGGUCCCUGGGUUUGUCUUUGAUCUGUGCAAAAGCGUUCCCACCUCUGAGAUACCUGCCGGCCCUUUUGGGCCUCAUCUCCUGAAAGGUGAAGAUGGAUGUUAACUGUCCUGUCUCCAAACAGUCACUUGUACCUGGAAAAAUUACUCCAUCAAGCACCUGUCCUCCUAUAUCUGAGUAUUCCUUCGGUGUACUGUCAUCUUUUGGUCAAAACAAUGGGUGGUGGGGGUCAGUGAAAAAUUUUGUGCUCUGUGCCUCCAAGGAAAUAGAGACUUGUCUAGUACAGACAACAGCAAAUUAGACACAAUAAAAUGCCUGAAUUUUUGAAUUCAAUCACAAAAAUUGUAUGCUGCACAAUUAAUAUUUACAAAAAGGUUCAGAGUCAACUAGGCAGUAACUCUGACACUUCACCACCUACAUCCCUGUAUUAUGUAGGACACAAUUGACUAGGUAUCGCAUUAAUUCUUGUUUUGAUUUUUUUUUGCAGUUCUUUGAAGUUCUGUACAGACAAUUCAGUGUGUUCUUAGAGACAAUGUUUUAAUACCUACUACAUCAUGUAUCUAGUGAAACCAUUUCUGUGCAAUUAUGUUUCCUUGAAUCAUUGUUAUGGCAGGUUUGUUAACAAAUAAUUUGUGUUUUAGCAUCACUGAACCUUUACAAUAGUUUAUAGAUGUCUUGAUGUUUUGAGAUAUAAAGGAUUCCCUACUUCAGUGACAAUGCCACUGUGAAGCGGGGUAGAUUGGUUUGUAAAUAUGAAUCUAUGUAAACAGAACUUGUCUGUUGCUGUGUUUUUAGCUCUCAAUUACAUUUGGAUUAACUUUGUUUUUUUAUUCUAUAUAUCAGGGAA